UGGGAGGGGGUGCAUGGAGCAGGUGAAUUUCUGCAUGUUAUCGAGAUUGAAUUGGGCAAAAUCUCUUCAGAGUAGUUCCACAAAGAGUGCUGAAAGAUGUUGAUUGAAUGACCAAUAUUUGUGGAGAUCUUACCGCCUGUUAUCGGUUGGAGAUGCCCCUUAAUGUGGGCUUAACCUUUAAAACGUCCCCCCGGGGUAGAGGUUAAAUGCGAGAUUUUUCCACGUAACCGCGAAACUUCGGUAGGAAUUUGGUGGACGUUAAUGUUUCUGAGAGAUAUUGGAACAAGUAAACAGCUGGACAAUGGUGAUACAGUCGUUACCUGCCUCUGUGGCACGUUAUCUCGAGGCCUACAAGCAGUGGGCAACCAGCAAACCCCAGGUUAUUUUGGACAUUGAAAGCACUGUGCGGUGUUUGUCGUAUUUUAUCGCAGGUCGUUUCGACAGCUCUUCGUUGUCCUCCGAGCUCGUCUACUCCAUGCCAAAUCUCUUCACGCUCUUCAACGAUCACUUGUUAUACACCGCCAAGUAUGCUCACCUCAAUCUGCCGCAGUUCCAGUCGCAAAUCAAGAUAUGGCUGACAAUAAUUGAAUACACAGAGGCAUUGAUCGAAGUUGGAGCUAAAAGGUUCUGGGACGAGAGAGGAAAAUGGCUCGUGAUAUUUUUAGUACAGCUUUUCAAGUCUGUCAUGCGACUUAUUCUAGUCCAUCACGACAAAGAGAGGAUCACUCAAACUCCACCCAUCCCCCCCUUGAAUCGAGAAAAAUUGAGUCUAUCGGGGAUGAACAAUGCUGGAGGGGGCUUCCAGAAUCCUGCAGGAUUUCGCUUGGGACGAUCGGGAACCAUCGUCAGGAGUGUUAAUGCGUCUGGACCCAUUCAGUCCAGGAUAUGGUCUCCACUCAAGCUAAAUAAUGAAGAUAUCUCGACGGUUGAGUCUCCUCUCACUAAACGAAAUCUAUUGAUUGCUGAGACAUUGUACAUCCUGAAGCCAAUGAUUCACCUCACAGUUUUCAUAAUGAAAGGAAGGAAGAACUGGAUUCCCUGGACAACGGCCCUCGCCCUCGACCUAGUCAGCCUCCACAUGCUAAACAAGGAAACUAAGCACGCAGUCUACACGAAGGAGGAGAGGGAGGAGAUAACGAGACGCAGACUAAAUCUGCUCCUGUACAUUCUGCGUUCACCUUUCUACGAAAAUUGCAGCAAAGACAGGAUUCUCUCCCUCCUCAAUGGACUGUCAAGUAACGUCCCCUUGGCGCGAUUUCUGGCCGACCCCAUUUCUAAGUACCUGCCACACUGGCAGAAAACUUAUUUCUACAUGUGGUCUCAUUGAUUUUAGAUGAAUUCACGUUUAACUCGAUAUUUUUGUCAUGCUGAUAACAGGUGAGACUUGUUGUGGAAUUUUGGUGUUGGGAAAGUGGUUUUUCUACCUUUUUGUCGAUAACUGAAUGAUUUUCAUCCGGUAUAACUACUUAGUGCAUUCGUGGGAAAAUUACCCUUAGAUUUUUUUCACUAAAUUCCCCUUAGUUUUUUUGCACAUGACAUCAGGAGGUAAAUCACUGAAAAUAAAUUUUGUGAUCAUGUGCAGUAUCGGAAAAUGUAAAAUGUUUAAUCACACGGAAGAUUCGCCUUGAAACAAAUCAAAUAAAAUGUCUAUAUAUUUCGAUGUGCUCUGCAGACGCUUGAUCAGUCAAGAAAAUGAACUAGAGGAGUUGAAUGAAACAUUUUUAUAGAAUUAGAUUACAUUCCAGGUGAAAUGGUAUAUUUUUUUCGUUCAGGAUUGGAAAAAGUGUUGAUAUACAUGCACUUUGUAAACUGGUUUGUUUAAUUUCCUUUUGAAUAUUUUGUAAUAAAGGAUUUAUAAUGACA
Diachasmimorpha longicaudata is the source of this 1863-nucleotide messenger RNA. RefSeq names its product peroxisomal membrane protein PEX16 (gene Pex16). The transcript has 4 exons. The record is from RefSeq and is a predicted model, not a curated record. Lineage: Eukaryota; Metazoa; Arthropoda; Insecta; Hymenoptera; Braconidae. Gene Ontology annotation, biological process: peroxisome organization. Gene Ontology annotation, cellular component: peroxisomal membrane. Bases 302 to 1327 code for a protein of 341 amino acids.